AUGUUCAUCUCCGAUUAUCGCAUAAUCCUGAAAACUUGCGGUACGACAAGGCUAUUACACACUAUCGGACGGCUUCUUCAUCUUGCUAAGCUAUACAGUAACCUGAGCAGUGUUGUCAGCGUCUUCUAUUCGCGCAAGAAUUUCAUGCGUCCCGAGAAGCAGCCUUAUCCGCACUCCUCUUUUGACAGUGAAAUCGACUUCCUUGAAAGUUAUUUCACAGGAGGUUUCGCAUAUUGCCUGGGGCCAGUGAAUCAGGAUCGCUGGUUUCUAUAUACGAUGGUGGCGCCGCAAGCCGCACUGCCUUAUCCGGAUCACACACUUGAAAUUCUUAUGACCGAAAUACCCGAUGAAGUAGUGGCUCUGUUCAGUCGGAACGUUUGCUUGGAUGGCGCGGAUUGCAGGAUGGUUGUUCUUAUCCACUGA
Messenger RNA from Gongylonema pulchrum, 423 nucleotides. NCBI's taxonomy places the organism in Eukaryota, Metazoa, Nematoda, Chromadorea, Rhabditida, Gongylonematidae. The record is from the annotation of a GenBank genome assembly.